Messenger RNA from Trematosphaeria pertusa, 1401 nucleotides. RefSeq lists its product as uncharacterized. The transcript is spliced from 2 exons. The record is from RefSeq and is a predicted model, not a curated record. The coding region runs from base 1 to 1401 and encodes 466 amino acids. NCBI's taxonomy places the organism in Eukaryota, Fungi, Ascomycota, Dothideomycetes, Pleosporales, Trematosphaeriaceae.
AUGGGUCUCUAUCAGCGAAGACGCCCUUCUCCGAUAAGGAUCGUUCCGAAAUAUGUUCGUCGACAAGCACCAGCCGAGGGGGUGGAAGCGGUGGAAGAAGGUCCAGAGAGUCCAGAUUCUGUAUUUAGUAGCCCUUCAACAGCUGGGGUAGCAUCCGCCGGCCCAGACUCCCCAGACUCUCCAUCGCCAACUCAAACGACAUUUCCCGAAGCCGGAGAGGUGGAGGGAGAGGAACCACCGUCCCCUACGGAAGCUCCCGCGCAGGUCAGCUCUGGCGCCUCGAGUGCGACAGCUCCCGCUGCGACCAGCCAAGCCAGCCAACCUAGUCAAGCAAUCCCGCCCCCACCACCACCACCACCCUCAUCUACGCAAGCUCUGGAUCGGAUCUCGUCCUCUGCAGAAGCUUCGUCUGCUACACCGCAGCCGGCAUCGUCUCCCCUGGCUCCUACACGAGAACCCUCUUCUCGAGGCACAAGCGCGCCUGCCGCACAGAUUACUCAAGGUAGCUCAGCAACUGAGGCUCCUACGCCAAGCAUUACAACCACCGUCGUGCCUGAUUCUCAGUUCUCGAGUAAAAAGCAGGGCGCAUCUGCCGAGCCGUCGAGCUCCGUGACUGCUCAGCCGUCCAGUACCGGCACAGCACUCACGCCGGCUCAAUCCGAGCUUGCUGGAGAAGGCUCGGCUAUUGGUUCAAAUCCCACUCAGAAGGGGACCAAAAAAGACGGGCCGACGAUGAGCGUGGGUGCCGAAGCAGCUCUAAUUUCCUUGUCUGUUUUAGGGUUUAUAGCACUCGUCGUCGGACUUGUUCUCUUCUUCAAACGGCAGCGCAGAAAGCGGCAUGAGCUCAGCAUGCGCCAUGCCGAAGACGCCUUCAACCCCAGCAACGUCGGCAGCCUACACGCCCCGGAAACGGUCCAUACCAGCUUCGAUCCUGAUAACGAUACCUCGCAUUUGACCAAAUCCUCCACAACUAGCACCUCCCUCUUCGGCGCUGCGCACUACGAACGCCCCGAAACAGUCUCCUCCGGUGAUGGGCGAUCCCGCAUCGCACCUCCCCAGCCCACGCCAAACCCGUUCGCCGACCCGCCCUUAAGCAAAGCAUACGAACAGCUCCGCGGCCGACCUGUUUCUACUACCCUGACGAAUCGGGAGAGCUGGCUCAAAAAUCCAUUCAAGGAUCCCAGUUCUGAGCGCUUUGACCCGUUUGGCGAGUUGCAGGAGAAGGCACGCAUCGAGCGGGUGCGGUACGUCGAGGAGCUGAGGAGGGAGGAGGAAGAGAGGCAGUAUAGAGAGAAGGAGGCGAUGGGACUGGGUCUUCCGGAGGCGGCGAGGAAGGGGAGUGGGGUUACGGUAGAGGGGCUGGGCGUGUUGGAUCGGAGUGGAUCCGGGGGGUAUAGAUGA